Molecule: messenger RNA, 1452 nt
Organism: Trypanosoma grayi
Lineage: Eukaryota; Euglenozoa; Kinetoplastea; Trypanosomatida; Trypanosomatidae
Exons: 1
Coding region: 1-1452 (483 amino acids)
Source: RefSeq, a predicted model, not a curated record
AUGGAGUCCCUCCUUGAGAAGCUCGAAGAGUCCAGCGCGCAGCUGCGCACCCAGUAUGAGCGGGUUCGGAAGAUGGGCGGUGAUUCAGGGAGUGAUGAGGCGAAGCUUGACGCCCUCCGCACGUUGCACGACUGCUUCCUAUCGCACACCGAAAAAACGAAGGGAGAGGUGGAGUUCUUCAUGACAGAUGAAGAGCGCGAGGCGGAGGACCUCGAGGAGGAGGUUGCGGCGCUCGAGGCGGAGUUGCUGCUGCUCACGAGAGCUGCAGAAGGCCGUGACGCCGGAGACCGCACUCUGCCCGCACUCCACGACGACGACUUGGUGGAGUCGUAUCAGACAUUUUCGACGCAGCUGGCAGACUUCACAGCGCAGCUGUCGGUGAUGCGCGAGGCCCUUCAGGGUUUGCUGGCGCAAUCCACGCUGCAGGCGGUGGCGGCAACGUCGCUCGCUUCAUGGUGCGGUGUCACGAACCGGGAGGCGUGGGUCGCGCGUGAGAAGCAGCUGCAGGCGGCGUGGAAGGUGCUGAGCAGCAGCGCGGAGCUCAUGGGUGUGUCGGCGAGCGAGGCCUCAAUGAUUGCCGCACACGAUCUCCUUAAAGAGGUAGUACCACUGGCGAAGCGAGCAGUAAGCAACAUUGCCGAAGGGCGCCGGGCGGAGGAGGAGCGCGAGAGGGGCGUGAAACAGGUGGAGACACAGCAGCAGCGCCUGGUGAUGUGGUGCCGCCAACAGCAGGCGAACCUCGACGCUCUGAGUGAUCCCGACCACGUGCAGGAGUUCUGUGCAUCGCUGUUAGAGCACUACAAGGUGAUGGCGAGGAACUACGGAGUCCUGCUCGACACUGCAGAGCCGUUCCUUGACCACGACCAUGUGCAGGAGGCUCUGCUCGAGGCGAAUGAGGCGUGGGUGCACUUGCAGGUAAAGGUCCUCGAGCGCAUACGUAGCACACUCUUCGAGGUCCACGCGCAGACCUUGCUGGAGGAACAUGUGGAAGAGAAUAGCAGCGUCUGUCUGCAGGUGGGCCCGUUCCUUGAUGAACUGCUGAACACACUGGCGGCAACGCGCGACACCGCCUCUCCGCUGUAUCGUCGCUGCCUAGAUUUGACAAACGAAUGUGAGGAUCUUCAAAAAAUGCUACCAGAACAUGAAGAACUCUGUAGGCGUCUGCUUAGUUUCGCCGAUCGCAUGCGAGUGAUGCGGGAGGCGUACAACUGCUACCGGGCAGCGGCACUUUCCCACCUUACGUACUUAUCCUCCUCCUCCGACGUCCUCGCUGAGGCGAUGCGACGCAAAGAGGAGUAUGAGGGCUGCGUGGAGGAGCUUCAGGCGUGGGCGGAUGAGAAGGCAAGGUGUGACUCUUGGCGGGACAUUCGCGACAAGGUGCGGGACAUCAAACUGCUGCUAGAACGGGAGCAGCAAUUCGUAGAGGACGAGGAAAAGAAGACAAAGAGGUAG